Messenger RNA from Microthlaspi erraticum, 1530 nucleotides. NCBI's taxonomy places the organism in Eukaryota, Viridiplantae, Streptophyta, Magnoliopsida, Brassicales, Brassicaceae. The record is from the annotation of a GenBank genome assembly.
AUGGCUUUAGCUCCUCCAAAUGAUGGAGAGAGACUGGAAUUUGACGAUGAAGAAGUCGAGCGAGAGGAGUUUCAACUCGAUGAACUAUUGCGCGAAUUUCAAAACGAGCCGUCGAUUCAGCACCGCCAGUUGCCUGAGACUGAUGACGAAGCAGAAGAUGAUGGCGAAGCUAGAGCUGAAGCAGGCGGUGAAGGUCGAGAGAGAAUGGUCACGAGAAUAAGUCGUGGUGAUGGGCAUUUGUACAAAGACCAGACUUUCUUCAACGGAGUAGCUUUCAAAGAGAGAGUCCUUGACUACGCCCUUAGAACAAGGUGGAAUAUCAGCCAAUACAGGUACGAUAAGGAUAAGAUUGGAUUUGAAUGUGCUGGUAGAGAGAAGCAUACAUGUCAAAAGACUGGACAUGUUGAGUUGGUGAAAGUCCCUGUGAUAGCUAGGCCUCAAUGUCAAGCUGGUAGGAACAAAGCUUUGAAGUGGAUUAGUAGUGAAUAUGAUCAGCAGUUUGCAAGACUCAAAGAUUAUGCUAAAGGUCGAGAUGCAGACAAUGCCAUUUAUCCAAUAGCCUGGGGUGUUGUAGAGGUGGAAAACAAUGAGAACUGGCAGUGGUUUGUGCAGAAGCUGAAGGUUGAUUUGGAUCUAAAAGAUGGUGACAGGUUCAUUGCUGUUUCAGACCGCCAUAAGGGAUUAGUCAGAGCUAUUAAGAUUGAGUUACCAAAGAUGGAGCAUCGUAAGUGUGUAAGACACAUCUACGGGAAUCUGAAGAAGAAACAUGGGAGCAAAAAACAGAUGAAGCAACACAUAUGGAGGCUAGCUGAAAGUUACAAUGAAGUCAAGUUUCAGGUGAACUUGGACAGGUUAAGAUGCUACGAUACAUGGGUUUACAAUGAUGUUAUGGCUACAAGUCCGAGGAGUUGGUGCAUGGCUUUUUACAAGCUAGGAAAUUACUGUGAAGACGUUGAAAACAACUCGACAGAGUCUUUUAACAGCUCAAUAAACAAGGCCAGAGAGAAGCCAUUCAUCCCUAUGCUUGAAGCAAUAGCAAGGCUUGCCAUGGCACGUAUUGCCGUAAGAUCGAGAAUAUCUCAUGAGCAUACAGUAUGCAAUUUGGAUAAGCCGUUUAGGAGAUACGUUUGUACUGAAGACUGGUCCACAGCCGGCCGAACGCACUCGGCCGGACAGGAAGGGAAUUGGCUUCGUUCGGCCUUCACCAGGACCGACCCGCACGACCAUACCGUUCAACCUGGGAAGCAUUGCCCCGUGGUCGACCAAUAUUUACCACAUGUCCCAUGCAGCCGACCGAGCGCAACGAUCGAUCCGGGAAGCAAUGAACUGCGCUUGACCCAUUCCUCGACAUGCGAUCAAAGCAUCCGGUCGAACGCACCAGUCGACCAGGAAGGCAAAGGAAUACGGUCGACCCAGAUAAUCAUCUCACGACCAAGACCAUCACAUCACGGCCGACCCCGACGUCCAACCACAUCCCUUGCACGGUCGACCCGAGGUCUGCGAACAAGAAUCCCACUUAUGAAGUUUUAA